This is a messenger RNA of Asterias rubens (European starfish), 936 nucleotides long. RefSeq lists its product as uncharacterized. Bases 1 to 936 code for a protein of 311 amino acids. The record is from RefSeq and is a predicted model, not a curated record. The transcript has a single exon. Lineage: Eukaryota; Metazoa; Echinodermata; Asteroidea; Forcipulatida; Asteriidae.
AUGACCACUCUAUGGAACGCUGAGAGAUUGUUUGAGACUGUUGCCACGCCGGAUGCUGCUAUUGAGUUCUGCAAGGAACGUGAACUGAUAGCCGACGCCCCCGAUUGUCAGUACUGCCUCCACCCGUUGACAUGGUCCGUAAAGACCGGGCAUGCCGACGGGUACUCGUGGCGGUGCACACAUCGGGGGUGUCUGAAGCGGUCUCGGAAUUGCAGCAUCCGUCAUGGCAGCUGGUUUAGUGACAGUAAGGUGUCUCUGAAGAAGAUCAUCGAGCUCACCUACUACUGGGCGGCACGAGCGACAACGUCUGUGGCAAUAAAGGAAACAUCAGUCUACGAAGGUGAAAGUACUAGUUAUAAAACUGUCGUGGACUGGUUUACCUUUUGCCGCGAAGUUUGUCUUCGUGUCGUCGAGGAAAAGUGCAGCAAGGGGAUCGGCGGUCCGGGCAUGACCGUCGAGAUUGACGAAAACAAACUCGGUCGCCGGAAGUACAGCCGAGGUCGUCUGGUUCAGGGUGAGUGGGUGUUGGGCGGCAUUUGCCGUGAGACAAAGGAAACUUUCCUGAUUGAGGUUCCUAAGCGGGAUUCAGAGACCCUUAUUUCUCUACUUAAGGAAUAUGUGGCCCCUGGAUCCACAGUCGUAUCGGACUGUUGGAAAGCAGAUGAUUGCCUCGGUCAGGAAAAUGUUGCCCAUCUCAAGGUUAGUCACUCCUUAAAAUUCGUUGAUCCCACCACUGGCGCGCAAACUAAAAAUAUUGCUUGCCAGUGGGGGCAGAUCAAGAGGAGUCUGCCGAGCACCCACGCAAACAGCUCUACCGACGGCUUCGGUUUCCGUCUGGCGGAAUACAUGUGGCGCCAACAAAAUGUCUCCGUCGAUCACUUCGAGCAAAUCCUCAGUGACAUCUUGCUGUUGUACAAACCACCAACACUUUUCUGA